AUGGGCAUCCACGGCCUCUCCAAGCUGCUCAACGACAACGCGCCGCGCUGCGUCCGGGAGCACAAGAUGGAGUACUUCGCCGGGUGCGGGCCCGUUUUCGCCGGCCGCCCGCCCGCGCCCCGAGCCCCGAGCGCCGCCUCGUUCCCGCGCUCGUUCAGGCGGAAGAUCGCGAUCGACGCGAGCAUGCAGAUCUACCAGUUUCUGAUCGCGGUGCGCCAGCAGGGCGGCGAGGGCCAGCUCACGAACGAGGCGGGCGAGGUCACCUCGCACCUCACCGGCAUGCUCUACCGCACGAUCCGCAUGAUGGAGGCGGGGAUCAAGCCCGUCUUCGUCUUCGACGGCAAGCCGCCGACGCUCAA
This is a messenger RNA of Emiliania huxleyi CCMP1516, 359 nucleotides long. RefSeq lists its product as hypothetical. Gene Ontology annotation, molecular function: 5'-flap endonuclease activity; 5'-3' exonuclease activity. Gene Ontology annotation, cellular component: nucleus; cytoplasm. The annotation marks the transcript as partial. The record is from RefSeq and is a predicted model, not a curated record. The transcript has a single exon. Lineage: Eukaryota; Haptophyta; Isochrysidales; Noelaerhabdaceae.